Molecule: messenger RNA, 4523 nt
Organism: Gastrolobium bilobum
Lineage: Eukaryota; Viridiplantae; Streptophyta; Magnoliopsida; Fabales; Fabaceae
Product: autophagy-related protein 11-like
Exons: 5
Coding region: 854-4312 (1152 amino acids)
Biological process (GO): autophagy of peroxisome; positive regulation of protein phosphorylation; autophagosome assembly
Cellular component (GO): phagophore assembly site membrane; Atg1/ULK1 kinase complex; extrinsic component of membrane
Molecular function (GO): molecular adaptor activity; protein kinase binding
Source: RefSeq, a predicted model, not a curated record
AUUCUAGGGAGUGGGAGGACUCUUCUGCUGUCAGUGGGUAAUAACCUCCGCAGAAGGUUCUCUGUGGAUUUUCCAGCAAACAAGACAAAAUCAAUUUUUGGGUGGAGAAGAGAAGAAAACACUGUGAAAAUAAGAGAGAGAGAGAGAGAGAGAGAGAGAGAGAGAGAGAGAGAGAGAGAGAAUAUUAGGAUAGAUAUUCAUCGUAGUGAUUAUCCGAUAUCGUCAUCAAAAGGGUUUCGUCACAAACCUUGUGAUGAUGAAACCCAGAUUCUGAAAAAAAAAAAAAACAAUUUCUUCACAUAACCAACUCUAAUUUAUCUUCCUGCAUCGAAACCUUGGGCUUUACUUGUCCUCUUUCAUCAUUCUGUGCUUUUGAUUUGUCGAAUGUUGUCGUGCUUCGCGGCGGCGCUGUCUCUUGUCGGAUUGUGACGAAACGGGUUUCGGUUGCUUUGUUGUGUUUGGUCCCAUUCGGGUAUUUUGAUUGUCGCUUGGCGUUUCACCAUCUCUGUCAUUGUUGGUGGUUCUGUUUCUUUUCCUUCCCAAGCUGGGUUAAAAAAUUUUUCUUAGGGUUUUGGGAGGAUCCAAGGUUAAAAGUUGGUUUUUUCCUUCGAAAAUCUAUGCUGGGUAUGUGGAAAGUUGAACUGUUGUUCCACUUGGUUCAUGACUAGUGCUUUUUUUUUCCUGGUGAUUGUUCCACUUGUUUACACUAAGAUUAAACUGAAUUGCAUAGCUGAGAACUUUUAUUUGGUCUUGAAUUUUGGUUUGGGAUUUUGUUGUGACUUGUGUUUGUGACCUUGUUGUCGUGUUGAUUGGGACUUUAGUGGUUGAGAAGUCCUCCUGUUAAGGGGAUAAGAUGAGUUCCAAUGUUAGUGGAAGCUUGGUUCAUAAGGGCAAGCUUUUGGUUCGUAUUGCUGAGAAUGGACACUCAUUUGAGUUGGAUUAUGAUGAGAGUGCACUUGUUGAGGCAGUUAUGAGGUCUAUUGAAUCGAAAACUGGGAUUAGCUUUGGUGAUCAACUUGUUCUUUGUUUGGAUAUGAAGCUUGAGCCGCAGCGGCAGCUUUCUGCUUACAUGCUUCCUUCCGAUGACCGGGAAGUGUUUGUGUUCAAUAAAGCGCGGCUGCAAACCAACUCACCACCUCCUAAACCCGAGCAAUGUGAUGUUCCUGAUGGUUUGGAGCCUCUUUCACAGUCUUCCUCCCAUGAUCCCCACCCUCUUGAUGAUGCUUUGGACCCUGCUUUGAAGGCUUUGCCUUCUUAUGAGCGGCAAUUCAGGCACCAUUACCAUCAAGGAAAUACAAUUUGUUGUCGUACCGUAGCAAAGUAUGAGCAUUGUGAGAGGCUUUUGAGGGAGCAGAUGGUUCAAGAGAGAGCAGUGGAGGUUGCAAGGGGUAAUUUGGAUCAUUACUAUAGAAUAAUUAACCAAAACUAUGGGGACUUCAUGAAACGCUAUAUGCAACAACACUGGAUGCAUUCUGAUCUUUUGAUGAAUUUUGGGAGGGAUGUUGAGAGGUUAAGAUCCAUCAAAAUUCACCCUGCUUUACAAACUGCUAAACGCAAAUGCUUACUGGAUCUUCUGAAGGAAGAAAACUUGCAGAAGUCAGUGGAGAGUUGCACCAGCUCCCACAAGCAGUUUGAGAAUAAAGUUUCACAGUUUAAGCAGGCUUUUGGUGAAGUGAAGCAUAGGGUCGAGGACUUGUUGUCCAGCAGGGCUUUCUUUCCCAUCAAGAAUUUAGAACAGACAAUUAAAGAUCAUCAGAGAUAUGUAACUGAACAAAAGAGUAUCUUGCAGUCUUUGAGCAAAGAUGUUCACACUGUGAAGAAACUGGUGGAUGAUUGUCUGUCCUGUCAAUUGUCCUCCUCACUUCGUCCUCAUGAUGCAGUUUCAGCCUUGGGUCCUAUGUAUGAUGUGCAUGACAAAAAUCAUUUGCCUAAGAUGCAGGCCUGUGACCGUGCUAUUUCUAAGCUACUUGACUUUUGCAAGGACAAGAAGAAUGAAAUGAACUUAUAUAUCCACAAUUACAUGCAAAACAUAACUUAUGUUACUUAUCUUAUCAAAGAUCAGAAGCUACAGUUUCCCGUCUUUAAAGAGGCAAUGACUCGACAGGAUGACUUAUUUGUGGAUUUAAAGUUGUUCCAUGGUAUUGGCCCUGCAUACAGAGCUUGCCUUGCUGAAAUAGUGAGACGGAAGGCUUAUAUGAAGUUGUACAUGGGCAUGGCUGGGCAACUGGCUGAAAGACUUGCUACAAAGCGGGAGUUUGAGGUCAGGAGACGGGAGGAGUUUCUGAGAGCACAUAGUUCUUGCAUACCUAGAGAUGUAUUGGCUUCUAUGGGAUUGUUUGACACUCCUAACCAAUGUGAUGUCAAUAUAGCUUCAUUUGAUGUUAAUUUGCUUAAUAUUGACAUAUCAGACGUGGACCGUUAUGCUCCUGAGUAUCUAGCAGGAGUAACAUCCAAGGUGGAGAAGCAUGGAAGUUUGAAAGGUUCAUCUACUUUGUGUACUGACAGCUCUCACACAGCUGAUGCUGUAGAUACUACUGCUGGCUCUAUUGACAGAUAUGAUUCUGAGGAGCUCCUUGAUGGAAGUGAGUUGAUCGAAAUUGCUGGAACUAGCAAAAUUGAAGUUGAGAAUGCAAAACUGAAAGCAGAGCUUGCUGCCAGAAUAGCUUUAAUUUGUUCUCUAUGUCCAGUCGCCAAGUAUGAAUCCCUGGAUGAUGAAAGGCUGGAUAGUAUACUGAAGAAUGCCACAGAGAAGACAGCUGAAGCCUUGCAUUUGAAAGAUGAAUAUAUCAAACAUGUCCAAUCCAUGCUUGAGAUGAAGCAGAUGCAGUGUAUCUCAUAUGAGAAACGUAUACAAGAAUUGGAGCAGAAAUUGUCUGAUCAGUAUGUGCAGGGGCAGACGAUGUCAGGCGUAAAUGAUGCAGCUGACUAUCCUCGUCUGUCUGGGAAGACAGAUAAUUACAAGCCAGAGUUUGAGAGAGGUGAAGCCCACAUGCCUUCUGUAUCUACUACUGAGCCCAUGGAUGAGGUUUCAUGCAUCUCAAGUUCAUUGGAUGCAAAACUUGGUCUAUUUGCAGAACAUUCAGGUAAAGCUUCAGAUGGGGUGGAUGAGAGCAUGUUGGAUUCCUCUGGAAUACAGAACCCACUGUUGGAUUCAACUAUGGCGGAGCCUCAAGUGCAAAGUGGUGACAAGUUCAGUAAAGAUAAGAUAGUAAAACAAUUGGGCAUGUCACUAACAAACAGUUCUACUGCUGAGAGCAUGCCCGUGCUUCAUGAUCUUUUACCUUGUGACUCAACAGUUCAUCCAGACAUGCAUUCCAAAGUAAAUGAUAAAUUGUUGGAACUUCAAAUUUCACUUGCAGACAAGUCCAGUCAAUUGAAUGAAACUGAAACCAAGCUUAAAGCUGUUUUGGAGGAGGUUUCUGUGCUCAGAAGGGAGUUAGAUGCAAGUCUAAAACUACUUGAUGAAUCUCAGAUGAAUUGUGCUCACCUGGAGAAUUGUUUGCAUGAGGCAAGAGAGGAAGCGCAAACACAAAAAAGUUCGGCUGAUAGGAGGGCCUCGGAGUAUGGUUUAUUACGUGCAUCUGUUCUUAGAAUGCGCAGCCUUUUUGAAAGACUCAAGACUUGUGUUUAUUCUCCUCGUGGUGUGGCUGGUUUUGCAGAUCCCCUGCGUGCUUUGGCACAAUCUUUAGCCAAUUCUGCUAAUGACAAAGAUGAUGAUGAUAUUGCUGAGUUCCGAAAAUGUGUUCGUGUAUUAGCUGAUAAAGUUGGUUUCUUAUCGAGGCACCAUGAAGAACUGCUUGAGAAGCACCAAAGAAUUGAAGCUGCCAAUGAACUGCUUCGUAAGGAACUGGAGGAAAAAAAUGAUCAGGUCAAAACUUAUUACAAUAAGCAUCAACUUGACAAGCAGGCUAAUAAAGAGAAGAUUUGUUUUGGUCGCCUGGAAGUUCAUGAGAUUGCUGCCUUUGUGCUUACUUCAGGUGGCCAUUAUGAGGCGGUUACUCGGAACUGCUCUAACUACUACUUAUCUACUGAAUCUGUGGCCCUAUUUGUGGACCAUCUUCCAAGCAGACCUAACUACAUAGUUGGACAAAUUGUGCAUAUUGAACGCCAAACUGUGAAGGCACUGUCUGAGCAAGUUAGGGAAGAUAAACUGAGGGAUUAUUCAUCAACUUCAAACCCAUAUGGUCUUCCUUUUGGUUGUGAAUAUUUUGUAGUGACAGUAGCUAUGUUACCUGAUACCACCAUUCAUUCACCAUCUACUUCCCGAUCCUGCAUCUUCCUGGUGGCAGAUAGAUGUGAUGGAAGAGUUUAAUUGUGCAUAAACUCAACACUUCUAAAUGUUCUUUUUGGGAGUUGAACUAGUUUUAACCAUUUUGUAUAGCUGAUGUUCCAAUUCAGAUUCAACAUCCCCGUUGUACAUAUUUUGCUACCUUUUGAUAUUGAAUAGGUUGUGAAUAUUAUUUAACACUUGGUUGCUUAUAUGGUCAUUUGAAUGUGGUCAAACGAGAUGGGCCAAUAUUCCU